This is a messenger RNA of Rotaria sp. Silwood1, 1245 nucleotides long. The record is from the annotation of a GenBank genome assembly. NCBI's taxonomy places the organism in Eukaryota, Metazoa, Rotifera, Eurotatoria, Philodinida, Philodinidae.
AUGCCGAAAAGAAGUAUACAAACCACUGUAUUAGAUGAAAAUUUUGAAAAUAUUUCAACUUCUCAUCGUGAUACUAUGCGUAAAUCUUAUUUAUCAUCGGACUAUGAAGACACAAUUCCUGUUCCAAUACAAAUAUUUUUAUGGCGACAAAGCAGUCCGUUUCUGAAACAAAAAUUUGGUAAUUUAACUGAAGCAUCUGCUAUUAUUUUCGAUCGAGUACUUGUUCAAAAUAUCUUACAUGGCUUAUCACCAUGUCUUACUGAUGCUAUAUCAAGUAUUCCAAGAUGGUUAUUAAUGAAAGCAGCAUUUCCACAUGUAAUACAUGCAUGUUCAUCAGUAAUUGAACAUAAUCUUGGUUCAGUUCAGAUGCAGCAACAACCUUAUCCUCCAAUUCAUUCAUCAUUGGUUGUUGCUCCAUCCCAAUCUCAUUCAUCAACAUUUUCAACACAACUUCAAAUUCCAUCUAAUCAUCCAUUAUCAAUAUCUCUUAAUCCAACAAUGAAUUCAACUGAAUAUCAACGAAAUCAAUCAUAUUUAACUCAUCGUUCAUCAACAAUAACUAAUCAUUUAUUAGAUUCAACAGAAAUUCGUCUUUUUCAUACAUUACAUUAUCUUAUAUUACAUUCUAAUGAAACGAAUGAUCAACCUUUGUCAUUAAAUACAAUACAAUUAUUUAUUUAUUUAUUUAUUCCAUAUAUUCAUACAUAUUUACGUAAUAAUGAAAAAGAAUUUUUAUCAAAUUCUGAUCUUUCUCAAGGUAUGCGUCUUAUUUGGCAACCAUUAUUUGAAUAUCAUCGACCAAAUGUACGUAUAUUUAACGCGUUUGUUAAACCUAUUGUAUUAACAAAUAAUCAUCAAGAAUCAAGAGUUUCUAUUGAUAAUAAUAAUCAACAUCAUUGUUUACCAGUUUUAAUUCAAUCACCAAUACAAAGAUCAUCAUCUGAAAAACAAUAUUUAUCUGGUUUAAGAAAACAAUUAUCUUUAAAUGUACCAAUUAAUUCUAAUGAAACAACUAAUACAAAUUGUUUUCAAUUGGAAAUCAAGACUGAAGAAAAACAAAAAUCACAUACAUCUAUACUUACAGAUUCUAAUGCAACAACAACAUAUAAUUCCAUAGCUGAUCUUUCAGUUUAUGAAGUAACAGACAAUGAUAGACAAAAACAAGCACCACUUGUAAAUAUGAAUUCAAUUUGUUCAGCGUCGAAUUUAAGUCGAGUAACAUUAUCACUACAAAGUCCAGGUUGA